This is a messenger RNA of Microplitis demolitor, 5243 nucleotides long. RefSeq names its product kinesin-related protein 12. Gene Ontology annotation, molecular function: growth factor activity; fibroblast growth factor receptor binding. Gene Ontology annotation, biological process: animal organ morphogenesis; positive regulation of protein phosphorylation; fibroblast growth factor receptor signaling pathway. Gene Ontology annotation, cellular component: cytoplasm. Bases 2163 to 4691 code for a protein of 842 amino acids. The transcript has 4 exons. NCBI's taxonomy places the organism in Eukaryota, Metazoa, Arthropoda, Insecta, Hymenoptera, Braconidae. The record is from RefSeq and is a predicted model, not a curated record.
ACUGCAUAUGCGGAAACACCCGACGAGCUGGUGAAAAAAAAUAUGCGGUGAAAAAAAAAUAGCAUCUCAGUUAUGUAUAAUACUCGGAUAAAAGAACUAGAACAUACACAUGAGCUCAUAAUAUAAAGAAACUUGUUCUGAAAACACUUUGACAGACAACCUUUCGGAGACGUAAAAAAAGUAAAAAGCUGGUUGAAAGGAUCACCUAAACAAGGCGCAUUGUUAUUAGUGAUCGAUGUUACUGUCACACGAGAUGGAAUCUCAAAAGAUUUAAUCUACUCGUAACAAAAAUUUAUACAAAACGCUCUAAAAUAAUAAUAACAAUAAUAAUAACCCUCGGAAGAUUAAAACUAAAAAUUGAAAAAAUAAACCGCGUAACGUAAAGCAACAAUGCAAGAAGCAACUUUCACCAUUAAAACUUGUAUAACUAGUUCACAAGGGUUAUGGUUAAAAUCAGUAGUUAUGAGAAACGCAAGGAUAUUAGUCGGAUACUGGUUGCAAAUAAUAAGGACGGUGGUGGCGUGGAUACUGGUGCUGUUGAUGCUCCCGGUGGCGUUGGCACACGGUCGAUCUUGAGUCUUGAGAGUGCCGACGAGUGUGGUUACUCUUCUCUAUACACUGGUUACACUUAUACCCAUACUUAUGUACUUGUUGUAUGCUUCUUCAUCCAACGUCUGCUCUAACGUCGUCUUUAUCGCUGUCGUUGUACUUAUACUUUAUAUAUAUAUGUAUAUAUUUUUAUAUAUAUACAUAUAUGUACGGGUGUAUUAGUGUACUUGUGAUCUGUCUGUGCGCCUGACUAUGUGGCCCGACACGAGAGUGAACCGACCAAGUGGCCGAGCCAAGCCGAAGAAGACAACCGCGGCACUCGUUCAGUAGUUUCUCGGACGGCGCACCGGCAUCAUCCGACCUCCAAUAACAUACCAGAGAUAACCCUCUGGACUUAAUAAUUAUUCAUUAAUAUAUCCAUAAAUAAAUACAUAAUUACAUGUAUUAGUAAAUACACUUGUUAGUACGACAGAAAAUAAAUAAAUACAUGUGUGUGUUUCCCACCCUUAUCACAUGGAAUUUUUUAAAUGAAUCAGCUACACGUGACUCCAACUUAUGGCAUUUAUCUUCACACAAAAUUCAAAAUUACACUGUCGCUAAAUUAAUUCAUUUGUUUACUUUUUUUUUUUUUUUUUCGAAAGAUUUCGAGCAAGUCGAUGAAAAAUUUUUCACAAAUGAGCCAUAUUAAUUCAAAUGGAUUGGAGCCGUACAGUGAAUUAUGUAAAUUUUAUUUUAUAAUUGGAUGUGCUUGUAAUAAAGUAGUGACGUGUGUGUCGAGGUAAUCAUGAUGACUUUAUACCGGGACAAUGUGGUACACAUUACUUGAGCUUGACCGCGAUAAUAAUCGGGCGGAUUUUAACUAAGGUGGUAAAAAGAUAUACAAGACCCGUUAAGGCGAUCCGUCAGAGUGGGAUUGAUAGACCGAGAAAACGACCGCGAAAUAAAACGGCGAGGAAAGAAGAAGAAGGAGAAGAAGAGGAAGCUCACGGAUAAGUUUCUUCUUAUUCGGUAUAUCUUUAUAGAGGAAAUAAGAGCAAGACCAGAAAUUGAAAUAAGAAUAAGAAUAAGGAAGAAAGUAAAGAAUAGUACGCAGCGGGAAGAAAUAGUUUUAAUAAAAGGUAGACCACGAGACACAAUAGCUCCAGCAGAGCAUGAAUUCGUUUAAUCGCGAGCUAAAGGAUUAUUCUGAUGAUGGUGAUAACGGUGAGGUGUCUUCAUUAUGCUUUUACCAGCGACAGCUCUAUUAUUUUUUCACUUACAAAAUAAUAAAGUGAACUACAUAUUUUCGCCUAGUGUCUUAUUACUGCCGGGUAAUUUUAUUUGUUACUUUAUAAAUGUAUCAUGACGGUACAAAAUAAAAAAUACUGUGAGGCUAGGUCGAUUGCCAGCCGACAGCACGGCUGUCUGAUGGAACAAGCGAGAAUAAUCGACUUGGUAAUCCUCGGCGGUAAUUAUUAUUUGUAGCAAAUAAUAAUACAGAUAAAAUUUAUAAAAAUUUAAAACCGGCAAGAUAAUAUAUUAAUAAUAAAUAUAUAUAAGUUGUAGUUGCUGUAAUAGUAAUAAAGAUAAUAAGGAAGAAGGAGAUUGCAAUAAAGAGUUUAGAUGAGAGCGUCAUGCUCGGUGAGAUCGACACGGGCGAUCCAAAAGUGGUGAAGUCUCAUACCGAUAGUUCACGACCCAUCUCCAGUUCUACUCAAGCUUUUUAUCACCGAGGAGACUCCGAUAUUUCUAAUAAUAAUAUUAACAAUUGUUGUAACAAUGAAUUUUUACUUAGUGGACCCUCCGGACGAGGGAGAGACCAUUGCAGUAAAUUGUGUAAGAAAAAACUUUUUACCGAAAAUACUUCAAUGGAUUACUAUUUCAUUGACGGCGAUAACGAAUCGAUAAAUAGUGCAGAGUCGAGAGUUAACUGUGAGACGCAUUUAUAUAAUAAUUACUCCGAUAAUGAUGAUAAGGAUGUUAAAAAGUCAGUGUUAAAUAGUAGUAGGGUUAGUAAUAGUUUAGCUGAGUCUCCGGUCGAGUCUAGUCAACGCUUCCGCAAAUUGGGAGAUUCCAAAGGAAGAGGCAGUAUUGACAGUGAAAAGCUAAGUAGAGUGGAGAAUGAAUGGUUCGUGAGUUAUAAAAGUGACGAGUGCAACUUGGAAAACAAUAUUUAUAUUAAUAAUUUUAGUUUUAACGAUAAUAUUAAUAUUAGUAAUAAUAACAGUAGCGAUAAUGAUAGCAGUAGCUUUCGGAGCAGCAGUAGGAGCGGCAAAAGCUACAAAUUGAAAGACAAGUGCGACCGGAGAAUCCCAUGCAGACGGUAUUAUCUACAAUUUGCGUUUUUAUUAUUCUUGAUUGCAUUUGGUGGUCAGACGGGUGUCGGAGCCGGUAUCGGGAUUGGUGUACCUAGAUCAAGUGUACUUGGGAUUAUUACCGUGGGUACGAUGUUCAGUGUGAGCGGCGUUAAAGCUGCGCCAGUUGACUUGGGUGAUGCUGGCAUCAGGGCUGAACGCUCUGCUAAUUUAUCUCAUCUCACUGGUACCUCGAGAAAGAUACUCAUGUUUAUUAAAAAUAAAUAUCUGCAAAUUUUACCCGAUGGCACCGUUAAUGGGACUGAGAAUUUUACUGCUGAUUACAAUAUAUUCCAAAGGAUUUCCGUAUCAAGUGGUCAACUGAAGAUCCAAGGAGUCGCGACAUGUCUGUACCUCUGCAUGGAUUCCUGCGGUCUUCUUUACGGAUCUCGUGAGUACACCGAAGACUGUGUAUUUAACGAGACACUGGAGGCACACAACUACAAUACCUAUAGCUCGAUAAGGUGGUCGACGCCACGGAAAACGCUUUACGUCGGGUUAAAUCGUCACGGACAACCCAGAAGAGUUCAAGCACGUGGUCAUAAUUUAGGCAGACUGUCAAGUUAUGCGCGAGUUAUGACUGUCGUGGUAUCGCCGGACCGGGUGGAAAAUCUACAAGCUAGAAUGAUGGGUGUCCAGCACAAAGUCAGACACCACCAUGUAACUCAUCAUCAGACUCAACACCACCAUCAUCAGCAGCAGCAUCACCAAAAUCUACAGCAGUCCGUCUGUCCAAGUUUCCCCAGCCAGGAAAAAGACGGCCGCGACAGGUUCCGCUGCAGAAAACGAAGAAAACGGAAAAAACGCAAGCGAAGAUGCGAGAAAAAUGAUAAAGUUGAUUCAAACUGUGAAACAUACAUAAAUAUUAAAGAGGAGAGACCUUGUCCGGAUACGGAAGACAAUAUUAAUGGGAGCGAUGACAGUUCGGGUAAAAGACCGUCAUGCAAUUAUUCAAGCUCCGCUGAUGAAUUAUCCAGGCGACAGUUAUUAAAUACGAGCCUCGUGAUAAAAAGAAAGUCACGGAUAGAUGUAAUUAAUAAUAAAAAUGAGGAUAGGAAUAACAAUAAUAAUAGUAAUCAUAAUAACCACACGAGUAAAAAGAAAGAAGGGAAAAAUAAUAAGAAACUUAUGAGAAAAGUCGGCUUUGUCGACGGUACGGGCACAACUGCGGCCACGGACGUCCAGCAUCAGCAGGAGCAGCCGCAUCAGGAGGAGCAGCACAAGGGACUGGUUUUUAAAGAGAAUUCAAGCUUGGUAAAGAAGAAAUUUCCUGGAAGAUCGAUAAGAACAACUGUGCCAGCUCCAUCGUCGGAGAAUUCCAACGCGACAUUGGCUUCUUGGUUCACCGGGGCGACAUCGACGACUCAGUCAUCUUGGGAGAUUUUUAUGAAGCGCACAUCAUCAUCACCAUCUCCACCGACCAGUCGCGCGAUAAAAUUAAUUGACAAUCCAAAGAAAAUACCUGGAGACAAAGACGCUCAAGUUUCGGAUCCCGAUGUCAAGGGAAAUGCCACGGAAACGUCAAAUGUAGAUGAUACUAGUCUAUCAGCCCUAGAAACAGAAAACCUGCUGACCGAUGGCUCCAGCGAGAGCGAGGACGACACUCUAGAGGAAGACAGUGCCUACGCCGGGGACUACGGGGUCCUGAUGACGACAAUGGACACCACGCCGCCAGAGAGGACCGAAGACUACGCCAAGACAACGACCCAAUCUAUUCUCGAGUCUAUUGAAGCCAGCCGACCGCUAAUUGAUUAUUUAAAUCGCUCUGUCAUCGACUCCUCCUUCCCCUUUAGAAGACUCGCUAUGUGAAAACUCUUGUCGUGUAAUAAGACUUUAUUAUAUAAAGUGUAUAUAUUAAUUAUUAACAAUUAAUAAUUAAUAAUUAAUAUUGAUAUUAUUAUUAUUAUUAAUAAUAAUAAGUAUAUGUAAUUUAUAAUAAAACAAUGUCCCAAAUAUUUUGCACGGUUUAUUACUAAUCAAAAUAACAACGAGUAUCCGGGAUAAAAGACAACGAAUGUACUCGCGUUAAGAGAAUAAUAGAGACUUAAUAAUUAAUUAAUUUUUUAGAUAAAUAAUUAAGUGCAACAGUAUGAUGAUCAUUAUGGCAAAAGGCUGACGGUAAUCUCCUCGCGAAUCUCGGAUUCGUCCGAUAAAACUACAACGUAGUGAUUUAUUUAUUAAAAAAAUAAUAAAAAAAAAAGCAACAUUUAUUUAUUUACAUCCCAAUUAAUGUGUGUCGGUAUGUGUUGUGUGCAUGAAUAAAAUCACAUGUGUCUUUAAGUGUGUAAUUUAAAAAUAUUAUUUAAAUUUUAUUAUUUUUAAAUGCAAUGAUUAUUAUUUAUGAUUAUAUAAAUAUUCCUA